CAAACAACACAGUUAAAAACCCGCCUGGGAGCUUAUUGAGCUUUAUGAUACAGGAACAGCGGUUUAAACAAAUAUAAGAAAAUAUAAAGAUACGAUACCAACAACAGCCAUGUCUGUGAAUUAUGCUGCCGGGCUCUCACCGUAUGCAGACAAAGGUGUUUGCGGACUUCCCGAGAUGUUUGACAGUCCAGAGGAGCUGAAGGUGAACGUGGAGACCCUUGCUCAGUGGGUAAAAGAGUGUCAGUACUUGGUUGUCCACUCUGGAGCAGGAAUCAGCACCUCAACAGGCAUCCCUGACUUCAGGGGUCCAAAGGGUGUGUGGACGUUAGAAGAAAAAGGGGAGAGUCCUCACUUUGACAUCACAUUUGAAGACGCCCGUCCCAGCUUGACUCACAUGGCCCUCUUGGGACUGCAGAGGGCCGGCUACCUCAAGUAUCUCAUCAGCCAGAACGUGGAUGGCCUGCAUGUACGAUCGGGCUUCCCCAGGGAUUUGUUAUCAGAGCUCCAUGGAAACAUGUUUGUGGAGGAGUGUGAGAAGUGUGGCAGGCAGUACGUCAGAGAAAAGGUGAUUGGUGUGAUGGGGCUGAAACCAACGGGACGUUACUGUGAUGUGGUACGAUCCAGGGGACUCAGAGCCUGCAGAGGAAAGCUGAUAAGCACCAUACUGGACUGGGAGGAUGCUCUUCCAGACGCAGAUCUGAACAAAGCAGAAGAUGCCAGCCGACGAGCAGACCUGGCGCUGACGCUCGGCACAUCCCUGCAAAUUAAACCCAGUGGUGACCUUCCACUCAUCACCAAACGCAAAGGAGGGAAACUGGUCGUUGUCAACCUGCAGGCCACAAAACACGACAAGCAUGCGCACCUGCGUAUCCAUAGUUACGUGGAUGAGGUCAUGAAGCAGCUGAUGGAGCUGCUGGGAUUGGACAUCCCAAAGUGGGAGGGUCCGACUGUCUGCGAGAGCUCCAAAGCCACGCAUGAGUCUGCUGCGGAUGUCAAACCCCCAUGUGCAGUUAAAGCAAAGAAAGAGGUGAAAAACAAGCCGAUUAAGGGGGAGAGGAAAAGAGACACAGCAGCACUAACAGAUGAUGGGAGCGUUAAGGAGGAGGCGGUUUCGGUAAAGAGGGAGAGAGCGGACUCCCCAUCAGAGGUGAAGGAAGAGAAAUAGCCUCAGGUAUUUCUUCUCGCAACACAAACCCGUCCAGAAAUAAACUUUACAACUGAGGGGGCGCGGUUUCAUCAGAGGACGGAGGUUCUUCAUGUUGCUCCCUCUGGAGCAAAGACUCUUCUAGUACUGUAGUGGUUUUGAUAAUCCCUUUAUUUUUUACACUCCCCUUACAGUGGAGUCAUUGUUUCCAGGGUAAAAAGGCUGGCUCGACAUUAGGUUUAAGUUUUGAGAGGUUUUUUUUUUUUUUAUUUCUGGUGAAACAACAUGCCUGAAAAGCACAUUUACCAACACACAGACUACAGUAGUAAAUGUUCUGCACUUGAUACAACAAAGAGUCCAAAAACGUUUAGAUGCAAUGCAAAACAUCAAUAAAAACUAAUAAAUCAG
Messenger RNA from Centropristis striata (black sea bass), 1552 nucleotides. It is a transcript of the gene sirt6, whose product is annotated as sirtuin 6. The record is from RefSeq and is a predicted model, not a curated record. NCBI's taxonomy places the organism in Eukaryota, Metazoa, Chordata, Actinopteri, Perciformes, Serranidae. The transcript is spliced from 8 exons. The coding region runs from base 110 to 1165 and encodes 351 amino acids. Gene Ontology annotation, molecular function: NAD+ binding.